Molecule: messenger RNA, 1896 nt
Organism: Daldinia childiae
Lineage: Eukaryota; Fungi; Ascomycota; Sordariomycetes; Xylariales; Hypoxylaceae
Product: putative catabolite repression protein creC
Exons: 6
Coding region: 1-1896 (631 amino acids)
Biological process (GO): carbon catabolite repression of transcription
Cellular component (GO): cell tip; cell division site; nucleus
Molecular function (GO): protein binding
Source: RefSeq, a predicted model, not a curated record
AUGUUCCUCCGCUACUAUAGUACUCAGACAGCUAACGACUUCAUAUCUUCUCACGAAAAUAGUGUGCUACCGCCUCCGCCUAGGUAUCCUACGCAGGCAGCGUAUAAUGCCGCUGUUGCUGCUGGCCAUGCCACCCCCAUGAUCGAGACGAAUAAUAUAUUAUCCAACCCCGAAGACCAAUUCAUAGCUGGAGAGGGAACAUACGUGCUUAAAGAAGAUCUUCUCCUUGCGACACCACCACCCCACCCGUCGGAAGCCCCAGUUGUUAACCCCAACCCGUUAGCAACGACACCACAACCAGCUACAACUGGGACCAAGAUCUCUCUCCUCAGUUUAGAAUCUCGAACACCACCUCCGGCUCUCUUUAAGCUAACCCCGACAACAACUACGCUAUCGCCGAGCAUCGCCGAACACCCGAGUGAAGGACGCUAUUCCAACGACGCGAAGCUAAGUAGUGAUGGCGAGGGAAGGGGCACAUCUAUAAGUGAUGGGGGACCGUCAACAUCAGCUACGGCAAUUUCGGCGCCAGCGUUCGGCGAUGGCAAUGCUCUACUCGUGCCGGAAAGGACUAAGGACCCCAAUAAGCGACGCAAACCCAAGAAUAACAUGACUAAGAGUAAUUCGUCCUUCAUCUCGCGGGUUAUCAUUAAUGAGGCUUUCUCGAAAAAGCUAGCUGACCGGCCAAGCGAUGGAUUGUUUGCUUUCGCCAACAUCAACCGGGCUUUUCAGUGGCUCGAUCUGUCGUCUCCUACGAAGGCUGAUUACCUAACUAAGAUUUUAUUUACAAAAGCGCAUUGCCUAAGUCAUGAUGUUAACCUGGUUACGAAGAAUUCAAGUCACAUUGAUAUCAUCAUGGGCUUCUCAACAGGCGAAAUCAUAUGGUGGGAGCCUAUAUCUCAGCGAUAUACAAGACUGAAUAAGAAUGGUGUUAUCAACAAGACGCCGGUCUCCCAAAUCCGUUGGAUCCCCGGAGCAGAAAAUCUAUUUCUCGCGGCGCAUAUGGAUGGAUCCUUAGUCGUCUAUGACAAAGAGAAAGAGGAUGCGAUUUUUAACCCUGAUGAGGAGGAGACCAAGUCUAAUGGAGAGAUCUCGACUCCUAAAGUUGUGAACCAUUACAAAGUGAUCAAUGUGUUGAAGUCGGUGCAUUCCAAAAACCAGAAGAGUAACCCUGUAGCCGUUUGGAAAUUGUCCAACCAGCGGAUUAACGCCUUCGAAUUUUCUCCUGAUAACCGCCACCUCGCGGUUGUAUCGGAGGAUGGCACAAUGCGUAUCAUUGACUAUCUCAAGGAAGAGCUUCUUGGGUUGUAUAAUUCGUAUUAUGGCGGGUUUACAUGCGUAUGUUGGUCGCCGGACGGAAAGUAUGUCCUGACUGGAGGGCAAGACGAUCUGAUCUCGAUCUGGUGUCCCUCAGAAACGUCACUCAUAGCGCGGUGUCAAGGUCAUCAGUCAUGGGUUACAUCUGUUGCGUUUGAUCCCUGGAGAUGUGAUGAGCGAAACUAUCGCUUUGGCAGCGUCGGUGAAGACUGCCGGUUAUGCCUUUGGGAUUUUAAUGUCGGGAUGUUGCACAAACCGAAGGCGACGGCGAGCCGGCAGCGCGGUUCUAUCUCUUCUCGACUCCCCAUAUUGCAGCGUGCUGAGACUCAGGGCACAUCGACCAGUAGGUUACGGUCAGAUUCUAUUGUCUCAGGAGUAGACUCAGAGGAAAACACGAUUGAUCAUCCCGUUGAGCCACGAUCAAGAACCGCGAUACUCCCACCAGUAUUGACCAAGCUAGCGGACAAGCAUCCAUUAAGCUGGAUAGAGUUCACCGAAGAGGCUAUUGUGACGAGCUGUAAGACGGGUCACAUCAGAACUUGGAGUCGACCAGCGGACUCCAUAGCUCAAACAGAUUUGUGA